AUGAAGUGGAUGGUGGUGGCCCUGGUCUGCCUCCAGCUUCUGGAGGCGUCUGUGGUCAAAGUCCCCCUGAAGAAAUUCAAGUCCAUCCGUGAGACCCUGAAGGAGAAGGGCUUGCUGGAGGGGUUCCUGAGGACCCACAAGUAUGACCCCGCCCAGAAGUACCACUUCAGUGACUUCAGUGUGGCCUACGAGCCCAUGGACUACAUGGAUGCUUCCUACUUUGGUGAGAUCAGCAUCGGGACCCCACCUCAGAACUUCCUGGUCCUUUUUGAUACCGGAUCCUCCAACCUGUGGGUGCCCUCUGUCUACUGCCAGACCCAGGCUUGCACCGGCCACGCCCGCUUCAACCCCAGCGAGUCCUCCACCUACUCCACCAAUGGGCAGACCUUCUCCCUGCAGUACGGCAGCGGCAGCCUCACCGGCUUCUUCGGCUACGACACUCUGACUGUUCAGGGUAUCCAGGUCCCCCACCAGGAGUUUGGCCUGAGUGAGAAUGAGCCUGGUGCCAAUUUUGUCUACGCGAAGUUUGACGGCAUCAUGGGUUUGGCCUACCCUGCCCUGGCCAUGGGAGGGGCCACCACUGCCAUGCAGGGCAUGCUGCAGGAGGGUGCCCUCACCAGCCCAGUCGUCAGCUUCUACCUCAGCAACCAGCAGGGCUCUCAGGAUGGAGGAGCGGUCGUCUUUGGGGGUGUGGACAAUAGCCUGUACACUGGGCAGAUCUACUGGACUCCCGUCACCCAGGCGCUCUACUGGCAGAUCGGCAUUGAGGAGUUCCUCAUUGGUGGCCAGGCCUCUGGCUGGUGCUCCCAGGGCUGCCAGGCUGUCGUGGACACAGGUACCUCUCUGCUCACCGUGCCCCAGCAGUACUUUAAUGCCCUUCUGGAGGCCACCGGGGCCCAGCAGGACCAGUAUGGACAGUUUGUCGUGAACUGUAACAACAUCCCGAACCUGCCCACCUUCACCUUCAUCAUUAGUGGUGUGCAGUUCCCUCUGCCGCCCUCCGCCUACAUCCUCAACAACAAUGGCUACUGCACCGUGGGGGUCAUGCCCACCUACCUGCCCUCUCCGAAUGGCCAGCCCCUGUGGAUCCUCGGGGACGUCUUCCUCAGGUCCUACUACUCCGUCUACGACCUGGGCAACAACAGGGUGGGCUUCGCCACAGCUGUCUAGAUUCAGUGCCCAGA
This is a messenger RNA of Talpa occidentalis (Iberian mole), 1184 nucleotides long. It is a transcript of the gene PGC, whose product is annotated as progastricsin. Gene Ontology annotation, biological process: proteolysis. The transcript is spliced from 9 exons. Gene Ontology annotation, molecular function: aspartic-type endopeptidase activity. The record is from RefSeq and is a predicted model, not a curated record. Lineage: Eukaryota; Metazoa; Chordata; Mammalia; Eulipotyphla; Talpidae. The coding region runs from base 1 to 1170 and encodes 389 amino acids.